AAAGUAAACAAUUGAAUUUGACAGCAACAUUUACAAGACAAAUCAUCAAUUUUCUGCAGACUUUAUCUUGUUUUUUUAAUUUUACAAACUAAAUUUACAAUAAUGGAUUCCAAACUAGAUAUGAUGGAAGAUUACUCAAAUGCUAGUUUGGAAGGAGACAUGUCAAUUCCGGGUGCUGCACGCACAAAUGCACCGAUUGGAGCUCCUGACUUUAAUACUUUGGAUGAACCUAUAAAAGAGACUAUUCUACGUGACAUUCGUGCAGUGGGUAUAAAAUUUUACCAUGUCUUAUAUCCCAAAGAAAAAUCAAGUCUCUUAAAAGAUUGGGAUCUUUGGGGACCUUUGGUUUUGUGCACAUUUAUGGCAACAAUACUCCAAGGUUCUGCAGAUGCGCAAUAUGAUGGUGGCCCUGAAUUUGCCCAAGUAUUUGUGAUAGUUUGGAUAGGUGCGGCUAUUGUAACUUUAAAUUCUAAACUGCUGGGAGGGAAUAUUUCAUUCUUUCAGUCUGUAUGCGUUUUGGGUUACUGUUUAACGCCAGUGGCCAUUUCUUUAAUAGUUUGCCGUAUUAUUCUAUUGGCUACGCAAACUAAGCUACUUUUCUUUUUACGUUUAUUAACCACAACAAUGGGUUUCUCUUGGGCCACAUAUGCCUCGUUUAUAUUUCUGGGCAACAGUCAGCCACCAAACCGUAAGCCUUUGGCCGUCUAUCCUAUAUUUCUAUUUUUCUUUAUUAUAUCUUGGUUAGUGAUAUCAAACAAUUAAAUGCCCGUAUUUUAAACAUUUUUUAGUUAUUCUUACUUAAAUAUUAAUUAAACCAAAAAAAAAAAAAAUUACUUUCCAUUAAGAAAAAAUGUAAAAAUAAAAAUAUGUAUUUUGCCGAUAGCAAAUACUACAUAAAAAUCGUUUAAAUAAAA
Molecule: messenger RNA, 914 nt
Organism: Calliphora vicina (urban bluebottle blowfly)
Lineage: Eukaryota; Metazoa; Arthropoda; Insecta; Diptera; Calliphoridae
Product: protein YIPF6
Exons: 6
Coding region: 103-762 (219 amino acids)
Biological process (GO): endoplasmic reticulum to Golgi vesicle-mediated transport
Cellular component (GO): membrane; trans-Golgi network
Source: RefSeq, a predicted model, not a curated record